ACGAGUACCACCUUGAGGCUUUCUUAAAGAGGAAAUACUGCAGUGCACCACUUACUGUCUACCAAAUCUGUGAUGUAUGACACACGACUGAGCAGAGCGUGUGCACAUCAUAGGCUUGUUAUCUACAGUCUCGACUGUAUCUGUCUCGGUUACAAUGCACCACUCAGAGUAAUUACCCUUUGAGAGAGAGAAACGGAAGGAUGCUGGGGAGAUAGAGUGAUAGAGAGGGCGAGAGACACACAGCAACAGAGAGAGAGAGAGAGGAGUAAGGGGGGCUCUAUGGGAGGAGAGGCAGAGUUAUUGGAUGAGAGCAUAAGGAAGUUAAAGGGAAUAAAAGAGGGCACCGCUGAGAUCCAAGCUGACUGCUCUCUCAAGAGAAACUCCACCAGAGCUGAGACGAUAUUCUGGGAGUGGCAGCAGCAUCUCGCAGAGGACCUGAAAGAAGACAGUCUGCUCCUCCCCAGGCUGCUCGCUGGCAACUGAGUCCCUGUGUGAUGGCAGUAUGCCAGUCAUGAACAGGUCCGGUUUAUUAAGUAAGGCAGGUUUAAGGAGGCUCCUGCAGUCAGAUGAAGUCUGGACUUUAGCAAGGAAGAGGAACCAAGUGGAACUGGUCCCAGGCGAGCAGGACAUCCUGCAAUUCACAGAAUCUAACAAUCCUCCGACCAGUCCGUCUCACAGGUACGCCCGACAGAGCACUCAGGCUCCCAUACGCCUCAUAAACCCAGAAAGAAAAGGUGCCGGCCCCCCAUGUCAGCGUGACCCUGUGAAGACGUCGAAAGUUGGACCUGACGUUAACGACCAAGAUGCUCAGAAGAAGGUCCCAGGGUUUUAUGAGGACACCCGCACAUCCAAAAGUAUUGAAUCUUGCAGAGGAGAGAGAUUCCAGUACCCAGCUGAAGAGAAUCUAAAACCUGUUUUGAAUAAACAGCAGUUCACACACGACCAUAAGCCUAAUCAAGAUUCAGACAUCAGGUUUCACACAGGGUCCAAUGUGUCAUCUGACACUCCACAAGACCUCCGGUCGCACUCCGAUGAAAGCCAUCUCAAACCCAAGGACAGGGAGAACAUAAAGACGAGAACUUUAGUCCACGGCACUGAAACUACAGCUCUUAAUGUAAAAAACAAUCAGAGAUCUAAAAAUGUUCUUUUAUUAAAUAACAACCAUGACAUAUGCAAUGAGGAUUCGAAGUUGCAGUGGAAAUCAUCCGCUUCAUACCAUAAAUCUGACAGAGACUGUAAAUUCCCUGAAACGAGUACCGUUGCAGACGCUCCACUUAUUGGAAACUUGAUUCUGAAUACAUUAAGUGCCGAUACGAGAAAUGCAGAGGACAGUCCAUACAAGAUAGAUGAAAAGGUAUUUUCACAUCACAGCGAACCGCCCACUUGCUCGGAGAAGAAGAAAGACCACCUCAAAGAGAAAAACACUGACACAAGUACGUUUUCGGUGGUCUAUGCCGAAAAGUACACGGUGGUCCCAGAAGCUUCUCAGUUUGAGCUUGAUUUUAACAAUAAAGAUGGCGAUGGAUGCAAUUCAGGGCGAACGAUUGCAGAGUCUCUCCUCUCAGAGAUCCUCUCUCCUGUAGAUGAGGUUUUGUCAUAUGGAAGUGCAGAACUUCCCUCCGUUAAAGGAGGAGCUGAAUCAGGACUUUACAGCUACAGCGGUCCACCUCACCCUGCCUUCGAGAUCAUUACAUGGACCAGCGAGGAGGAACUUCCGGCUCCACCUGAAUCUCCAGAAGAUCUCUCUAUUAACAGCGAGAACGUUCCUCCUCUUCCCGUGGACUUAAGAAGAAGAGAAUCUCAUAGACUCGGAAGUCUGAGGGACGAGGAAAUUGCUAAUGGAGAUCUCAGUACAAGCCUUCCUCCGAGCGUAUGUGAGGACGAUUGCUCGGAGUACACCAGUUCGCUUCCCGAAGAUGUGAAACAUGAAAUCUCAGAUCCUUUGUCCUCCUUUCAGAUUGGAGACAGAGUUCUUGUGUGUAACUCUAGACCCGGCGUACUGAAAUAUAAAGGCCUCACUGCAUUUGCAGAUGGAUUUUGGGCAGGUGUGGCACUGGACACCCCUAAUGGAAACCACAAUGGCACCUUCAGGGGUGUGAAGUAUUUCAGCUGUGAUAAAAGCCACGGCGUCCUGGUCAGAGCAGAAGACGUCUCUCACAUUCACAGAGAGCACGGUACUGAUAUAGAGACCGUGGUGGAUGAAGAUCCCUUUUCGGAUGAGGAGCCACCUAGACACGAGGCAAAGAAGGACACGUCUUCAUCAGCAGGGUGCACAAGGAGGAGAUACAAAUAUGAAAGAUGAUCCAAAGAGCACACAUCAAAAAGAACCCCAGGAAGACAUUUCAAAUGGAGCUAAAAAUCUUUUAUAUACCUCAAAAAUAGCUUUACCAAAAAUUGACACUGAGCUUAUUCAUCAUAAUAAGGAAAACAGGCAUCUUGUGGAUGAUUCCGAUCAUUCAGUUACUCGAUUGACAGAUGAGUCGAGGGAAGAUAUAAUCCGAUGUACUGAAGAUAUCAGAAGGAGACGGAGAA
Messenger RNA from Misgurnus anguillicaudatus (oriental weatherfish), 2532 nucleotides. Its product is annotated as centrosome-associated protein 350. Gene Ontology annotation, cellular component: centrosome. Lineage: Eukaryota; Metazoa; Chordata; Actinopteri; Cypriniformes; Cobitidae. The record is from RefSeq and is a predicted model, not a curated record. Gene Ontology annotation, molecular function: microtubule binding. Gene Ontology annotation, biological process: microtubule anchoring.